UGCUGUUUGAGCUCCAGACCAUAAUAAUAAUAAUAAUAAUAAUAAUAAUAAUAAUAAUAACAACAUGCUCCAGACGGUCACUGUCAUGACGUCAUCCCUUGGUAUCAGGUGACAAAACAGGAAGAGAAGACGACGAGACUCCCGUGACCCACAGCGCGUUAAAUCCGGUUAAAACCGGUUAAAACGAGCCUCCAACAGAGUUGUAGUUUAAAAGAUUCAGCGCGAAGGAAGUAUGGAGGAUGAUGAACUUCCGCCAGCGGCUGGGUUGGGUCUCCGUGGCGUUCUUCCUGCUGCUGAGCGUGGCGGCGGCGUACUACGUGUUUGAGGUCCGCAGUCUGGGUUUGGAGCACGUGCAGAGCGGCGUAUCGGGCCCGUCGGCGCCGCCCCCCCCCAGCUGGGCCCGGGGCCUCGGCGCCCGCAUGCCAGCGCUUCCUGUGUGGUUGUGGGCGUCGGCCUUCCUGCUGCCGUACCUGCAGCUCUUCCUCUUCCUGUUCUCGUGCACACGCGCCGACCCACGCGCUAUUGGCUACUGCGUACUUCCUGUCUGCCUCGUGCUGCUUUGCAGUCGCUGCGCCGCACGCAAACGGCCAAUCACAAAGCUCCUUCACUCAUCCACACCUAGACCACCCGGCCAAUCACAGAGCCCCGUCGUUCAUCCACACCUACAGGACCCGGCCAAUCACAGAGCCCCGUCGCUCAUCCACACCUACAGGACCCGGCCAAUCACAGAGCCCCGUCGCUCAUCCACACCUACAGGACCCGGCCAAUCACAGAGCCCCAGACUGUUUGUGAUGUCACUUCCUGUGUGCCUGUGUUAAUUACCUAAAUCCCUCCCCCAAAAAAGAAAUGUUUUAUUUCAGACGAAUCACAUGACACACGCUGGUAACCGUGACAACUUUAUUCAACAAUAAAAUAGAAACACAAUGUGA
Molecule: messenger RNA, 929 nt
Organism: Etheostoma spectabile (orangethroat darter)
Lineage: Eukaryota; Metazoa; Chordata; Actinopteri; Perciformes; Percidae
Gene: lyset
Product: transmembrane protein 251
Exons: 2
Coding region: 240-818 (192 amino acids)
Source: RefSeq, a predicted model, not a curated record